CUCCUUCCAGUUUUCUCCAUUUUUUGUUCAUCUCUUUUGUUAGGCGUUACUAUAGGAAUAGAGGGAAAGAGCUUGGAAAUGCACUAGUCUCUGUAAUGUCUUCCACAUUCUGUAACGUCGCUGAAGGGUCUGCUCUUCAGAUUCAGAGCUGCUUCAUUAAAAGGAACUGUGUGAGCUCGAAGAGAUCAUCUUGUGAUGUAGAAGGAGUGUUUUAUGGGAGAUAUAGAAGUCAAUUGCUCGUCAAAAGAAGGCUCUGUUACCCAGAUGUGCUUCGUACGGUCAAAGCAGACUUGUCCCUUUCUAACUCCAUAGAAGAAGCUGGAAAUGAGGUUGAAGAGAAGAUUCCAAUGGGGGUUCUGAUUUGGAGGGCAAUCAAGUUGCCCAUAUACUCUGUUGCUUUGGUUCCUCUCACUGUAGGUAGUGCCGCGGCUUAUCUACAGACAGGCCUCUUCUCAUUUAGAUCUUAUUUGAUGCUGUUGGCCUCCUCAGUUCUCAUCAUUACCUGGCUCAAUUUAAGCAAUGAUGUUUAUGAUUUUGAUACUGGAGCUGAUAAAAACAAAAAGGAAUCAGUAGUCAACCUUCUUGGCAGCCGAACUGGAACCUUUGUUGCUGCCUGCUUUUGUCUUGCUCUUGGCUUCACGGGGCUAACUUGGUCUGCAAUGAAGGCUGGAAAUAUGCAAUCAAUUUUGUUUCUAACGUGUGCAAUAAUUUGUGGCUAUAUAUAUCAGUGUCCACCAUUUCGGUUAAGUUACCAAGGAUUGGGAGAGCCAUUGUGUUUUGCAGCAUUUGGUCCUUUUGCUACUACAGGUUUUUAUUUAUUACGGGGCAGUCAAAGUGUGAUGAACCGUUUACCCUUAACUGGAACAGUUCUUUCGGCAUCAAUCCUUGUAGGCUUCACAACAGCCCUAAUUCUGUUUUGCAGUCACUUCCAUCAGGUGGAAGGUGACAGGGAAGUUGGAAAGUUUUCACCUUUGGUCAGGCUUGGCACUAGCAAAGGUGCACAGGUAGUGAAAGUGGCAGUCAUAAUGCUAUAUGCCCUUUUGGCUUUGUUUGGACUAAGUAGGGCGCUUCCUCUCACUUGUCUUCUCCUCUGUGCUCUAACUUUCCCUAUGGGAAGCCUAGUGGUUAGGUUUGUCCAAGACAGCCACAAGGACAAUCAAAAGAUUUUCAUGGCUAAAUAUUUCUGUGUGAGGCUGCAUGCUUUAUUUGGAGUUGCACUUGCUUCUGGACUGGUUCUGGCUAAGAUGCUUGAUCCAACCUAUUCUUCAAGGCCCAUAUUACCUAUAGUAUUAUAGAUAUUGAAAAUUUUGACCCUAGAAUGAAUUGUGUGUAUAGAGAAAGCAUUCAAGGAAAGGGUAAAAAAUGCAGGACAUAGUAUUUUUAUUGUAUUUGUGAGACAUUUCUAGUUCUUAAUAUAAAAGUUAGCUGAAAAUUU
This is a messenger RNA of Neltuma alba, 1435 nucleotides long. RefSeq names its product 2-carboxy-1,4-naphthoquinone phytyltransferase, chloroplastic. Bases 96 to 1295 code for a protein of 399 amino acids. Gene Ontology annotation, biological process: phylloquinone biosynthetic process. The record is from RefSeq and is a predicted model, not a curated record. Lineage: Eukaryota; Viridiplantae; Streptophyta; Magnoliopsida; Fabales; Fabaceae. The transcript has 11 exons. Gene Ontology annotation, molecular function: prenyltransferase activity. Gene Ontology annotation, cellular component: membrane.